Messenger RNA from Galeopterus variegatus (Sunda flying lemur), 1361 nucleotides. RefSeq names its product regulator of G-protein signaling 1 (gene RGS1). The transcript has 5 exons. NCBI's taxonomy places the organism in Eukaryota, Metazoa, Chordata, Mammalia, Dermoptera, Cynocephalidae. The record is from RefSeq and is a predicted model, not a curated record. The coding region runs from base 18 to 647 and encodes 209 amino acids.
UCUGCUGGGAAAGGACCAUGCGAACAGCAGCCAUCUCCAUGCCAAGGUUAGAUAAAAUGCCAGGAAUGUUCUUCUCUGCUAACCCACAGGAAUUGAAAGGAACUGGUCAUUCACUUCUAGAGGACAAAACGCAAAAAAGGAGGCCAAGGACUUUUGGAGUGGACAUGAAAGCAUACCUGAGAUCUAUGAUCCCACAUCUGGAAUCUGGAAUGAAAUCUUCCAAGUCCAAGGACACACUUUCUGCUGAUGAAGUAAUGCAGUGGUCUCAAUCUCUGGAAAAACUUCUUGCCAACCAAACGGGUCAAGAUGUCUUUGGAAAUUUCUUAAAGUCUGAGUUCAGUGAGGAGAAUAUUGAAUUCUGGCUGGCUUGUGAAGACUACAAGAAAACAGAGGCUGAGUUUUUGCACUGCAAAGCAGAGAAGAUAUAUAAAGCAUAUGUGCAUUCAGAUGCUGCUAAACAAAUCAAUAUUGACUUUCGCACUCGGGAAUCUACAGCCAAGAAGAUCAGAGCACCAACCCCCACGUGUUUUGAUGAAGCCCAAAAAGUCAUAUAUACUCUUAUGGAAAAGGACUCUUAUCCGAGGUUCCUCAAGUCAGAUAUUUACUUAAAUCUUCUAAACGAACUUCAGGCUAAUGGCCUAAAGUGACUGGUUCCUGGCUGAAGAGAAGUAAUAGAUGUGGUAUGAAGAACAGAAGGAAGGUGCCAGCAUGGCUCUCCGGGGGACAACUUGGCCUUUUUGGGUGACGCGACAGGCCCAGGGAAAGAAGAAAUGACCCAGAAUGGACUACUGUGGAAGUCAUCCAGGCUCAGGGUCGAAGAAGCAAAAGCAAAGUAAAACUUGAGAGACUGUAGAAGGAAGGAGCUACCAUGAUACUGUCACCAAUACAGUGGACCUCUGCGUUAGAAAGCCCUUAGAACCGAGAAGGCCAGGCACUUCUAGUUAAACACAAGCUGAACAGACGUUAUGAGACUGAUGACAGCAUGCUAUAAGCUUCAAGGUCAACUGGCCUUUAGGCUGCAUAUUAUUUGGGAUAUGUAGAUUGUAUUGAGCUGCUGAAAUUUCAUUAACUUAGAAGACUAUCUGGAAAGGAUGUGUUUCAAAGUUGCCAUUGUUGUUACAGACACAAAGAUUUUGGUGGUGUUUGUUUGUUUUAGGCUUGAAGAGAACAACGUAUUUAAUUUAAGGUGUUGCACUUAAAACCAGGAAGUCAGAAUACGUUUGUAAAUUAAAUUAUCAGUGCCAAUAAUAAAUGUUUUAUAUUAAAAAUAUAUAGAAGUAAUUUCUGUUUACACUUCCUUGCUACUUUAAAAACUGGCAUUUAUUACUCAAAUUUUUUAAAAAAAUAAAAAAUUCAAGCAA